AUGGGCAAAGGAGGAAGAUCUGGGAGGAUCGUUAACGACUUUGGGCCCACUGGGAACUCAAAGAAGGGCCCCAGUGCCGGCCAGAAAAAAGCUGCGGCGGGCAAAGCCAAAACACUCUUGAAGAGCACCAAAGUCGAUGCAGAGGUGAAUGAAGAGGGAGAGGGAGAGGCACCUUUGGAGACUGUGGUACGGGUCAAGAUCCAGCAGUCAACUCUGAAUAUAUUCAAAGAUACGUUCCCGGAGAUCUUGCUGUCAGAGAGGUUGCAAACCACGCUUCAAGAAGUCAAAGCUGCUCUCUACAACAGGGAUUUUGAGCGAGCCUUUGGCAGGAAAGAUUACCUGGAGGCAUAUUCUGUUCGAUGGAGUCCAAGCAGAGCUCUUUGCUAUCAAGCUAUAUUGGUCGACCUCCAGAAACAUUUCGCUGACAUCUUCCCACUCUGCCAGCCUAGACAGCCCGAGGUUGAUGUUCCCGUGGAUUCCACGCUGCACGUUGUCGCUUUUGGCGGUGGAGCAGCAGAAGUUGUUGCUUUCGGUGGAUUUCUUCGAUGCCUCCUUGACGCUACUCCUUUGAAAGUCAUGCCCGACGCUGAUCUCAAGCUGGAAAAUCUGUCCAUCACGAACGCUACUACUGAGAAGGAUGCGACUCCCGAGUCUAUUGCUACCAAAACUGUAGAUAUUGACCUUCAGCUCAUCGACAGCGCCUCGUGGCAGGAUGUCUGCUCCAGGCUCCUCGCUGGACUUACCACGCUUCCAACACUCUCGAAAUAUGCCAACGCAUUAGCACGAGAAACGAACUCGCAAUUCAUACCGGAUGGAAGACUCGAAUCAACAUCGCAUGUUGAGAAUUGCCUUGAGAUGGACCAAAGUCGACUGGAAUUUCUGUUCGAAGCGAAGCCGCUUCUCUGCACUCUUCUCUUCACCCUGAACGAACUCUACACAGCCUCCAUCAGCAAAGCAACCACGUUCCUUAUAAAUGUGACAAAUUCUGCCAAACCAGGCACUCUGCUGCUCGUGGUCGAUAGCCCUGGAAGCUAUUCGGAGACUCAAGUUGGGUCAGAAGCCAAGAGAUACCCAAUGAAGUGGCUGAUGGACCACACUCUCAUGGACCCCAAACAACCUUUUUGGGAAAAGAUCGUGUCAGAUGACUCGAGAUGGUUUCGAAUUCCUAACAGCCUUAGAUACCCAAUCCAGCUGGAGAACAUGAGGUGUCAGAUGCAUCUCUAUCGCCGAAUAUGA
Molecule: messenger RNA, 1236 nt
Organism: Drepanopeziza brunnea f. sp. 'multigermtubi' MB_m1
Lineage: Eukaryota; Fungi; Ascomycota; Leotiomycetes; Helotiales; Drepanopezizaceae
Source: RefSeq, a predicted model, not a curated record